Pimephales promelas (fathead minnow) is the source of this 7041-nucleotide messenger RNA. It is a transcript of the gene pi4kaa, whose product is annotated as phosphatidylinositol 4-kinase, catalytic, alpha a. Gene Ontology annotation, molecular function: 1-phosphatidylinositol 4-kinase activity. Lineage: Eukaryota; Metazoa; Chordata; Actinopteri; Cypriniformes; Leuciscidae. Gene Ontology annotation, biological process: phosphatidylinositol-mediated signaling; phosphatidylinositol phosphate biosynthetic process. Gene Ontology annotation, cellular component: cytoplasm; plasma membrane. The record is from RefSeq and is a predicted model, not a curated record.
GCGCUCGGGCUUUCCGUAGUCGCAGCUCUCAUCAGCUGUCACUAGACGAACAUUUCAUUUUAAGAUGUAGAUAUUAUUUGUUGUUUUAAUAUAUAAAUGAAUGAUGUCGUCGAAAGGGACGUCGCGAGGUUUUUACUUUAACACAGUGCUGUCUCUCGCGCGCUCUCUGGCUGCUCAUCGACCCGCUCCGAUUGACAAGGUCCAGAAGCUACAAUGCAUGUGUCCCGUGGACAUCCGUGGUGUUUUCCAGCUGGAUGAGCGGAGGAGAGAUGCUGUGAUUGCACUCGGCAUCUUCCUGGUGGAGUCUGAGCUGCAGCACAGGGACACUAUUGUCCCAUACUUGUUGGUUUUGCUGAAGGGAUUGCCCAGAGUGCAAUGGAUCGAGGAGAGCUCAGAGAGGAAAGGACGAGACACACUCCCCAUUGCGGAGAACUUCUCCUUCAGUUUGGUGACGAUGCUCUCAGACGUGGCCCAGAUGGACGAGUCUAUGCGAAUCCAGAUUUUGGAGGCCGUGAUGAACCUCAUGCAGGUGCUGCAGGAAAUGUGUCAGAACAUCGAAGGCCAAGAUAAAGAAUACCUGUGUAAAUACACUGUGCCCUGUCUGCUCGGAGUGGUGCGAGCGUUUGGCCGCUACAGCAACACAGAGGAGCCACUGCUGUCUAAACUCUUCCCACGGGUCAGCCAUCAGACCCUGGGCACAGGAGAGGGGUCGGAGGUGACCCGACGACGAUCCUUUAACGAUUUCCGCUCCAUCCUACCCACCUCGUUCCUCGCCGUCUACCAGAGCGACUCUUUACGCCGUAAAACCAGCAGUGUUUCCAGCAUCUCACAACAGGCCAGUCCAGAGCGUGCCGGAGUUCCUCCAGGUUCCCCUUCUGACCCUUCUGCUCCUUAUUUCGAAGCUGGCUCAUACCUCCCUGACGGCAGCGCUGUGGACCCAGACUACUAUUUCUCCACCAUAAGCUCCAGUUUUUCAGUCUCGCCUCUCUUCACGGGCAGCAACAGUAAAGAGUUUGAUGUACCACUGGAUUUACUGAGGCAGCUUCUGCAAAUGGUUGAGCACUUUGUGUCCGAAUCUUUUAUGAAGACACUGGAUCAGAAUAUGGUUGAAGUUCUAGAGGUCAAUGCGGCUGCUAAUCUGAACUACAAGACGUUCAGUGAUCCGCUGUAUGUGGCCAUUUUUAAAAUGCUGAGGGACACUUUAUACUACAUGAAAGACCUGCAGGUGUCGUACGUGAAGGAGGUUCAUGACUUUGUUCUGGAGCAGUUCAGCAGCAGUCAGUCGGAGCUGCAGAGGAUCCUGCAUGACGUGGAGUAUCUGCACAGCGAGCUGAACCCGCUCAAACUGCGCUGCCAGGCCAACGCCGCCUGCGUGGACCUCAUGGUGUGGGCCGUCACGGAGGAACAGGGUGCGGAGAACCUUUGCACCAAACUGUCCGAGAAGCUGCAGUCUAAGACGUCUAGUAAAGUCAUCAUCGCUCACAUGCCUCUGCUCAUCUGCUGCUUACAGGGUCUCGGACGGUUGUGUGAGCGUUUCCCUGUGGUGGCUCACUCAGUCACCAUGUCUCUAAGAGAUUUCUUGGUUGUACCCUCACCUGUGCUGGUGAAGCUCUACAAAUAUCACAGUCAGUACACCACAGGAACAGGUGAGAUCAAGAUCCAUGUGACCAAUGAGCAUUCCCAGUCCACCUUCAGUUCUCACGCCAGUAGGAAGAGUCAGCCGUCCAUGUACGAGCAGCUCCGAGACAUCUCCAUCGACAAUAUAUGCAGGUGUUUAAAAGCGGGGUUGUCCAUGGACUCAGUCAUCGUUGAGGCUUUCCUUGCCAGUCUUUCCAAUCGUCUGUACAUCUCGCAGGAAAAUGACAAGGAAGCCCACCUCAUCCCAGAUCACACCAUCCGAGCGUUAGGACACAUCGCCGUGGCUCUGAGAGACACUCCCCGUGUGAUGGAGCCCAUCCUACAGAUCCUACAGCAGAAGUUCUGCCAGCCGCCGUCCCAGCUGGACGUGCUCAUCAUAGAUCAGCUGGGCUGUAUGGUCAUCACCGGAAACCAAUACAUUUAUCAGGAAGUUUGGAACUUGUUCCAGCAGAUAAGUGUGAAGGCCAGCUCGAUGGUUUACUCCACCAAAGACUACAAGGAUCAUGGAUACAGGCACUGUUCUCUGGCCGUGAUCAACGCUCUGGCCAACAUCGCAGCGAACCUGCAGACAGAGCAGAUGGUGGAUGAGCUGCUGGUGAACCUGCUGGAGCUGUUUGUGCAGCUGGGACUGGAGGGGAAACGAGCCAGCGAAAGAGCCAGUGAGAAGGGCCCGGCCCUCAAGGCAUCCAGCAGCGCUGGGAAUUUAGGAGUUCUCAUUCCUGUCAUUGCUGUGCUGACCAAACGUUUGCCGGCCAUAAAAGAGGCCAAACCGAGACUUCAAAAGCUGUUCAGAGACUUCUGGCUAUAUUCGGUUGUGAUGGGCUUCGCUGUUGAGGGCUCAGGUUUGUGGCCGGAGGAGUGGUAUGAGGGAGUGUGUGAGAUCGCAACCAAAUCCCCCCUGCUGACGUUCCCAAGCGGAGAACCGCUGCGCUCAGAACUGCAGUAUAACUCUGCCCUGAAGAACGAUACUGUCACUCCGGCCGAGUUGACUGAUCUGAGGGGGACCAUCAUUAAUCUCCUGGAUCCUCCUCCUGAGGUCGCUGCGCUCAUCAAUAAACUGGACUUCGCCAUGUCCACCUACCUCCUGUCCGUCUACCGGCUGGAAUACAUGAGGGUGUUACGCUCACUGGAAUCUGAUCGUUUCCAAGUGAUGUUUCGUUAUUUUGAAGACCGGGCUAUCCAAAAGGAUAAAUCAGGAAUGAUGCAGUGUGUCAUUGCAGUGGGUGACAAGGUCUUUGAUGUCUUUCUUCAGAUGAUGGCUGACAAGGAUAAGACCAAAGCCCAUGAGGAGGAGUUAGAAAGUCAUGCUCAAUUCCUUUUGGUCAACUUCAACCACAUUCACAAGAGAAUCCGAAGAGUGGCUGAUAAAUAUCUCUCAGGACUCGCUGAGACUUUUCCACACUUGUUGUGGAGCGGUCGUGUCCUGAGGACCAUGCUGGAUAUAUUACAGACCCUGUCUCUUUCACUCAGCGCUGACAUCCACAAAGACCAGCCGUAUUAUGACAUUCCGGACACCCCGUAUCGCAUCACAGUGCCGGAUACAUACGAGGCCAGAGAGAGCAUAGUUAAAGACUUUGCUGCCCGCUGUGGAGAAAUCCUUAAAGAGGCCAUGAAAUGGGCGCCAUCGGUCACCAAAUCUCACCUACAGGAAUACCUGAAUAAGCAUCAGAACUGGGUGUCGGGUCUGUCUCAGCACACGGGUCUGGCGAUGGCCACUGAGAGCAUCCUGCACUUUGCCGGAUACAAUCGGCAGAGCACCAGUCUGGGUACCACUCAGCUCACAGAGAGACCAACAUGCGUGAAGAAAGACUACUCUAACUUCAUGGCCUCCCUUAACCUUAGAAACCGCUAUGCUGGAGAGGUGGCAGGGAUGAUCCAUUUCUCAGAGGCCACGCGGAGCACGUCGGACCUGAAUAAGCUGAUGAUCCGUCAGAUGAAUGAAGCUCUGGACGGAGGCCAGCCAGAAGCCUUCACUGAAGCCAUGUUCAAAAUGGCCGCGCUGUUGAUCAGCUCCAAAGAAUGGGACCCUCAGCUACUGCAUCAGCUGUGCUGGUCUCCAUUAAAGAUGUUCACGGAGAAUGGCAUGGAGACGGCUAUAGCCUGCUGGGAAUGGCUCCUGGCUGGAAGGACCGGUGUUGAAGUCCCGUUCAUGCGGGAGAUGGCUGGUGCAUGGCAGAUGACCGUGGAGCUGAAGAUGGGGCUGUUCUCUGACGCCCAGGUGGAGGCGGACCCCCUGGCGGCCUCAGAGGAGAGCCAACCCAUCCCCUGCCCGCCCGACGUCACGCCACACUACAUCUGGAUUGAGUUUCUGGUGCAGCGUUUUGAGAUCGCCAAGUACAGCAGUGCGGAUCAGGUGGAGAUUUUCGCCAGUCUUUUGCAGAGGUCUAUCUCUCUCAAUGUUGGUGGCCCAAAAAGCAGCUUGAACCGCCAUGUGGCGGCCAUUGGACCUCGCUUCAGGCUGUUGACGCUCGGUCUCGCCCUGCUGCAUUCUGACGUAGUGACCAACUCCACCAUCCGUAACGUCCUGCGGGAAAAGAUUUACUCCACCGCCUUUGAUUAUUUCAGUGUCACAUCGAAGUUCCCCACGCAAGGAGACAAACGUCUGCGCGAGGACAUCAGCAUAAUGAUCCGCUUCUACGCCAGCAUCCUCUCGGAUAAGAAGUACCUAGCUGCUAGUCAGCUCGUGCCACCCGGUGAGCUUGGCUCCAAUCCCCCUCAAAGCUCCCUAUCUGCUGGGAUUUUCGGAUCGCUUAUCGUUUCCAGCACUUCUCCGCUAUCGAUAUUAAACAACCAGGAUCCGUCCCUGAACAGUUUGUCGGUGAUGAACGCCACGGACCCCAGGAAUAACAUGGACGUGGGUUCGCGGCAGCAGAGCGCUCAGGGCUGGAUUAACACAUACCCCCUGUCCAGCGGGAUGUCCACCACCUCGAAGAAAUCAGGGAUGUCCAAAAAGAGCAACAGAGGCACCCAGUUGCACAAGUACUACAUGAAACGCAGGACGUUACUGUUGGCCUUACUGGCCAGUGAGAUCGAGAGACUGACCACGUGGUACAACCCGCUAUCAACACAGGAGCUGGCCAUCGCCACCGAGCAGUCGGUAGAGACCAGCAUCUCUAACUGGAGGUCCAAAUACAUCAACCUGAGUGAGAAACAAUGGAAGGACAAUGUCAAUUUGGCCUGGAGUAUCGCUCCGUACCUGGCCAUGCAGCUUCCAGCCAGGUUCAAAAACGCAGACGCCAUCGUGGCUGAAGUGACCCGUCUGGUUCGACUGGAUCCUGGGGCUGUUAGCGAUGUGCCGGAGGCAGUGAAGUUCCUGGUGACGUGGCACACCAUUGAUGCUGAUUCUCCGGAACUGAGCCACAUUCUGUGCUGGGCUCCUGCGGAUCCUCCCACCGGCCUCUCGUACUUCUCCAGCAUGUACCCUCCUCAUCCGCUCACCGCUCAGUAUGGAGUCAAAGUCCUCCGCUCCUUCCCUCCUGACGCCAUUUUGUUUUACAUUCCUCAAAUCGUUCAAGCACUGCGCUAUGACAAGAUGGGUUACGUGCGCGAAUACAUCCUGUGGGCCGCGCAGAAGUCCCAGCUCCUCGCUCAUCAGUUCAUAUGGAACAUGAAGACCAACAUCUACCUGGACGAGGAAGGCCAUCAGAAAGACCCGGACAUCGGUGAGCUUCUGGAGCAGAUGGUGGAAGAGAUGACACACUCUCUGUCGGGCCCCGCUAAAGACUUCUACCAGCGCGAGUUUGACUUCUUCAACAAGAUCACCAACGUCUCUGCCAUUAUCAAGCCUGUUCCAAAAGGAGAUGAGAGGAAGAGAGCGUGUCUGAAGGCGCUGUCAGAAAUCAAAGUUCAGCCAGGGUGCUAUUUGCCGAGCAAUCCAGAAGCCAUCGUCCUCGAUAUCGACUACAAGUCAGGAACACCUAUGCAGAGUGCUGCCAAAGCCCCUUAUCUGGCUAAAUUCAAAGUGAAGAGGUGUGGAGUUAGCGAGCUUGAAAAAGAGGGUCUGCGCUGCCCGUCAGACUCUCCGGAUGAAGGUGAAGAGAGUUCAGAGAUGGCUCAAAAGGUCUGCUGGCAGGCGGCCAUCUUUAAAGUGGGCGAUGAUUGCAGACAGGACAUGCUCGCUCUUCAGAUCAUUGGCCUCUUCAAGAACAUCUUCCAGCUCGUGGGUUUGGACCUGUUUGUGUUCCCGUACAGAGUGGUGGCCACCGCCCCUGGAUGUGGCGUGAUCGAAUGCAUUCCCGACUGUAAGUCCCGUGAUCAGCUCGGCCGGCAGACCGACUUUGGCAUGUACGACUACUUCAGAAACCAGUACGGGGACGAGUCCACGCUGGCCUACCAGAAGGCUCGAUAUAACUUCAUCCGGAGUAUGGCUGCGUACAGUCUGCUGCUCUUCCUGUUACAAAUCAAAGACAGACACAACGGCAACAUCAUGCUGGACAGCAAAGGCCAUCUUAUCCACAUCGAUUUCGGCUUCAUGUUUGAGAGUUCUCCGGGUGGGAAUCUGGGCUGGGAGCCCGACAUCAAGCUGACCGACGAGAUGGUGAUGAUCAUGGGCGGCAAGAUGGAGGCCACACCCUUUAAAUGGUUCAUGGAGAUGUGUGUGCGCGGAUACCUGGCCGUAAGGCCGUAUAUGGAUGCUGUCGUGUCAUUGGUGACGUUGAUGCUGGACACGGGGUUGCCGUGCUUCAGAGGACAGACUAUCAAACUCCUGAAGCAAAGGUUCAACCCCAAUAUGAGCGAGAAGGAAGCCGCGGCCUUCAUGAUUAAAGUCAUCGAGCGCUGCUUCCUCAGUAGCAGGAGCAAAACCUACGACAUGCUGCAAUACUACCAGAACCAGAUCCCAUACUGAGACUGAGAUCCGACUUCUCUUCACCGGCCUCAGAUUCAGAUCAGUAGUUACUAUCAGUCUAUUACAAUGAGCACUUUAUAGAUCUGAAUAAUUCACCCACUCUGAUUGGCUCGGAUGGCAGCGUCCAGGUGCGUCCUCAGGGUGAUCCGCUGUACUCCGAAAGCUGCAUGUGUGUCCUCUAAUCUCCCUUUAAGGCAACUGCCAUGACGGUUUGUGACAUUCCAUGCGUAUGAAUACAUCCUUUAACUCUACUUGAAUCUUUACUGGGUUCAGUCGCGUCACCCAGGAAGCCAUUUCUAAGACUAUGGCACCAAUUGCACUGGAGAUCGUGUGCCGUCAGCAAAUGACCCGUGUUAUGCAAUACAUCAGUGUUUGUGCGUUGUGUUUUGUCCAUACAUUGUGUUCGGCACUGCACUUGCAAAAGAUGAUUUUGUCUGAAAUGUGUUUUCUUAUGUUUUCCCCAGAAAAUAUAUCUAAACAUUCUUCAAGCAAGACACAUUUACCUGAGAAGCCAAAUGACUCGAGGCGAGUAGUGAGUCUAUGCUUAAAACGAGAAA